This is a messenger RNA of Penicillium soppii, 840 nucleotides long. Its product is annotated as DUF1115 domain protein. The transcript has a single exon. Lineage: Eukaryota; Fungi; Ascomycota; Eurotiomycetes; Eurotiales; Aspergillaceae. The record is from RefSeq and is a predicted model, not a curated record. The coding region runs from base 1 to 840 and encodes 279 amino acids.
AUGGAGUCUCAAUUGUCCACAAUUGAUCUUCUAACAGCGAUGUUUCCAUCUCCAGGCGAGCUAGAAAUCCCUGAAUCCACAACACAGUGCGUGGAGAAACUACGGAAUUGGUGCGAGGAUUCAGACUCAAUACCCAAUAAAAUCCCACCCAGCAUCUCUCUUGCUGUCUGUCUGCCAAUUGCAGACGGAGAAAGAACCAUCCGGGUCAACGUCACCGUACCACUACAAUGUGAAGACCCAGGAACGAUUGACCAGCCACCAUCCUUGAGCUUUUCACUCCGACAACCAGAUUGGAUGUCCAGAGCCGAGGUGGCAGGUAUCACGGCCUCAAUACCACAAGGCGAAGAUGCUUUAGAAGUAUUCGAAUACAUCCAAGCAGAAGCAACCCGCUUACUUGAAAAUAAGCAAAGCCACACUGUGACCUCAGAAGAAACGAACAAAGGGCCCAUUGCCCGAGUCUGGUUUUAUUUCCCUUCUCUGUCAACGCGUAAAAAGAGAGAUGACAUGGUCAAUCUUGCACCAGCUUAUGGUCUGACGGGCUUUGUGUUGGCCGGGAAGCCGGGCGUGUUGUGUCUCGAGGGGACCUCGUCCGAUGUCGAUUCAUAUAUGAGCUUCAUUAAGACGCAUUCUUGGGGUGACAUUCCGAGUCAUCAGAAGAAGGUCAGCGAAAGGUUUCGAGAGACAGAGGAUGUUCAGAGAGUGUUCUCUGGAAUGGAGGAAAUCACGGACUCGUUGGGAGAACGAGGUGGUCAGCGGGCCAAUCGUGGGGAUAUGCAAGCUUUGGAGGCUUGGCUGGGAAACAAAGGGCUACAAGAGGCGUUUGAGAAAGUGAUAUUCUAA